UUGUUUGAUGAUAUCACAGCCUACGCAAUAGAUUCCAAUGCUUUACAUGAACACCAGAAGUUUCGUUUUCGUGUCGCGUAGAACAAUUCUGAGAUGGAGCAGAAGCAGGCUUGAUUCCGAGUGUACACUGGAACUUGAUGCAUCAUCAUAUCCUUCACAAAAAUCAGUUUGUAUUCGAAAAAGAGGUUUUAAUACCAAUCAACGCCAACCGAACAGCAGAACCACCAGAACAUUUGCAACCAUGAGUUGUGACAAGUUAUUUAAUGGAAACAAGGACAGAUUCAAUGGAGUUACUGUUGAUUCUACUCAAGAACCUUGUGAUACUUCAACUUUCCCUGAUAUUUUAAAAGGAUCGCUAGAUAAAUGGAGAGAUACUGGCAUACGAGGAGUUUGGUUUAAAGUUGCACUAGCUGACUCAACUUGGGUUCCAGUCCUUGCUCAGAAUGGUUUCCGUUUCCAUCAUGCGCAACCGUCAUAUGUUAUGAUGGUUUGCUGGCUUCCAUCAAAUGAAGUUUGCAAUAUUCCACAAUAUGCAAGUACGAUGGUUGGUGUUGGUGCAAUUGUGAUGAAUGAGAGAAGGCAAAUCUUAGUGGUCAGUGAAAAGUACAAAUUAUUUCCCCACUGGAAGCUACCUGGAGGCUACGUAGAACCUGGUGAAGAAAUUGUGAAUGCAGCAGAACGGGAGGUACUUGAAGAAACAAGUGUAAGAGCCAAAUUUAAACAAAUGGUCUGCUUUCGCCAUGUUCAUAAUUUCACAUUUGGAUGCUCUGACAUGUAUUUUAUUGUUGCUUUAACACCAGAACCUGGACAAGAGGUUCUGAAGAAGUGUGACAGGGAAAUUGAUGCAGUUGAAUGGAUGACUGUUGAAGAAUACUUGAAUCACCCACACGUGCAUUCAACAAAUCGAUUCUUUGUCAAAAAAUUCUUAGAGUAUGAAGCAAGUGGCAUCUCCUUAUCAUAUUUUGAAGACACUCACCCAAUCCUAAAGAAACCUUAUCUUGUGUAUAGCCUGGAUUUGGGUCCUCACACACCUGCUGAGAAACAAAACAAUAUACCCUCUCAAAGUAAUAAACUGUGAUAGCCACCUACUUAUAAAAUUUAGACAAUAACCAAUACUAAUAUAUACCUCUGCAUUACAAUAGCUUUGAUAAACAUGUUUUUAUGAAAUUUUGGUAAAUAUUAAAGUAAUUAUACAAACUAAUUCAUAAUUAA
Frankliniella occidentalis (western flower thrips) is the source of this 1212-nucleotide messenger RNA. RefSeq lists its product as uncharacterized. Bases 38 to 1078 code for a protein of 346 amino acids. The transcript is spliced from 7 exons. Gene Ontology annotation, molecular function: ADP-ribose diphosphatase activity; NAD binding; NADH pyrophosphatase activity. The record is from RefSeq and is a predicted model, not a curated record. NCBI's taxonomy places the organism in Eukaryota, Metazoa, Arthropoda, Insecta, Thysanoptera, Thripidae.